UCCUUUGUUUUGCCCGGAGGGGUCGUUUUUUCCGGAGGGGUUUUUUCCAGGCGACUGGAGGCGAUCUCUUGGUUACCGGUUUUCAUAUGAUCAAACCAUCUCCCUUUGAUCUCUCCUUUGCCCGCGAUUCCUCAUUCUUUUCUCCUCCAUCAGCUGAUCUUAAGGAUACCACUUAACCUGAUCCGUUGUUUGCUUCAUUGGCGUUAGCUUCCCCCUUAGGUUUUUUUUAGGGUUUUUCUCUGAUGCCGAGAAAAAACACUCCUUUGAACUCCACAUCGCCUGCUGUGUUUGCUACCCCCGGUGCUAGCCCUAGAGAUGGUGUUUCUGGUGGUAGAAGUGAUCUGUUCCAAUGUCCUUUUAAGGGUUUGGAUGGGUGCAAAAACGGCGUUGGUGGAAAAGGUUUAUUGAAGGUGUCUUUGUUAAAUCAUUUGAAGAAUCUUCAUUACAAAAGGGAAGGGGGAACUGAUAGAUUCCGUGAGAGGUUGCACAGCUGCCACGAAGUUUACCACGCUUGGGAGGGGACAUUGCAACAGCUAGAAAGUUGGCUUUGCACUCACUGCAUGCACAUAUAUGCCUUGGGGAAGAAAUGUCCAUAUCUGGAUACGCAUGAACCAACUCCUUCUUCAGUUUCUAUUCACGGAGUGGAUGCUCCUGUUAGAAUUGAUGUUCCAGUUGCAGCUGAGUUUGAGGUCGCUACUCCUACCCCGUGUCUUGAGCUAUUGAACACGGUGUUUCUAGCUCAGAUACCUACUAUUUCGAGCAUCCCAGCUAAGUGCAGAUUACACUUUGCACGUACUUUCAAAGAUGUUUUGCAGGGAGUAGGUGCCAGGCCUGGUGACCUUGCACCUUGGUUACAGCUCCUGCUGUUUCCUAUAUGUACACUCCAUGUUUCCGAGUCCUGUCAAGAAGAGAAGACAAGCACACGGAAAAAGAUGCAGAUUAAAUCGGUUAACCGGGCCCUGCGCGUAUGGUCUGAACCUAAUGGAUGUGUUCUGUUAAUCCAGGAGGUACUCGAGCAACAUGAAGAGAAGAAAAUAGCACUUGAGAAAGCAAAAAAGAAAGCCAACUGGGAGAGUCGGGAGGCCACAAACCUGAGGCUGUGUAGGAGUAAGCUCAGGAGUGGGUUGUAUGAUGCCGCAAUCCGGACUCUUACCUCGAGUGGAGUCGCACCGAAUAAUGAUGAUACCUUAGCUGAGCUGCGUCACAAACACCCCACUGCUGGCCGGUCAUCUAUUCCAUCUUCUAUACCCCCUCAUGACGCCAUGAUAGCUUCUACUGAACUGGUUAUGAGUAGGCUGAGGAGUUUUCCUAAAGGAACCUCCUGUGGUAGAGAUGGAUUCCGUGCGCAACACCUUCUUGACGUACUCAGUGGGCCUGCUACUGUUUUAUCGGAUGAUUUAAUUGUGUCCAUCACUGAUAUGGUGAACUUGUGGCUCUUGGGAUCUUUCCCUUCCGUUUUAGGAGAAUUUAUUUGCUCCUCUCACCCCACUUACCAAGCCAGGUGGUGGCUUACGUCCCAUUGUUUUUGGAACAAUUUGGAGGAGACUCGUCUCCAAAUGUGCUGCCUCUUAUGUUAGCCAAGAGAUGAAUUCUUACCUUGGUGAUUUCCAGUUUGGUGUGGGUGCUAAAUGUGGUGGGGAGGAGAUUUUACAUGCAGUAAAUCGUAUGCUAGAAGAAAAAGGGAAUCAGAAUAAUCUCUCAAUGUUGUUGGUGGACUUCUCUAAUGCAUUCAAUCUCAUUGACAGAACUGCAUGAUUGCGGAGGUACGUAGUUUAUGUCCCUCUAUAUCCCGAUGGGUUGAGUUUUAAUAUGCUUCACCGGCGCGACUAUACUACAUGGAUCAUAUGCUUUCUUCUGCACAGGGAGUGCAAUAAGUUGAUCCUUUGGCCCACUUUUUUUUGCCCUUACUCUCCACCCCUUAAUAUUGAGUAUUUCCAAACGAUGUGACUUAGAACUGCAAGCCUGGUACCUGGAUGAUGGUACGGUGAUUGGGGACACUAUGAUGGUUGCGAAAGCACUGCAGAUUAUACAAGAGGAAGGUGUUGCUAGGUGGUUGUUCUUAAACAUCAAGAAGACAGAAAUAUUCUGGCCCUCCCCGGAUCCUAGAGCAGCCAAUAAGGGUGUGUUCCCUUCAGAUAUUAGCAGACUAGAGAGAGGGGUUAAGCUGCUGGGGGCUCCGGUCAGUCUCGAUGCCCAAUUCAAUGCCGAUUUGGUUGUGAAGAGAGUGCAUAAAACUGUGGACCUCAUUGAUGCGGUUGAGAAACUUGAAGAUACACAGUGUGAACUUCUUUUGUUUAGAAAUUGUGCAGGAGUUUCUCGUUUGUACUUUGCUUUACGAAACACCAUACCGGACUGCUUACAUGAGGCUCAAGAUUUGUUCGACUCUCGGCUUUAUAAGUUCCUGCGUCACGUGAUCACAGGGGAUGGUCCUAGGAUUUUGGUCUUCUUGCUAAUAAUGGCACCUCUGAGGUAAUAAUCGUGCUUUGGAGCUGGGGCAAGCCAUCAAGGAUGCGGUUGCUCGUAAGAACACCAUGUACUUAGACAAGUGCACCUCUCAAGGCUAUGGAUUUGAAGCUUUGGCUUUUAUUACUCUUGGUGAGCUUGGAGUCGCAACGACGGGCUUCAUUAAACGUCUUCGCAACUACAUGGCUAGCCAUGACGCUAAUGUGCAUAUUGGGGAUUUCCUUUUCCAUAGGUUAAGUGUGGUAGUUCAAAAAUGGGUUGGAGCCCAGCUUGUGGCUAGGCUCCCGACAAGUUUCUUGUCUGAUGUUAAUCCUGUAGACGAAUUUUUUUA
Molecule: messenger RNA, 2794 nt
Organism: Papaver somniferum (opium poppy)
Lineage: Eukaryota; Viridiplantae; Streptophyta; Magnoliopsida; Ranunculales; Papaveraceae
Exons: 2
Coding region: 243-1577 (444 amino acids)
Source: RefSeq, a predicted model, not a curated record